Messenger RNA from Rotaria socialis, 2325 nucleotides. The record is from the annotation of a GenBank genome assembly. NCBI's taxonomy places the organism in Eukaryota, Metazoa, Rotifera, Eurotatoria, Philodinida, Philodinidae.
AUGCAUAAUUCACGUCAUGCCAUUAAUACAAAACAACUUCCCUAUGAUCCAAAUCGUUUAUUACCUGACGAUACAAAUAUUCUUAUACUCGAUGAAGAUGGUAAUCUUAGUCGACGUUCAACGGAUAGUUUUCCGAUAUCAUCAAUAAAUCGUCGUCAACAAUAUUCAAAUACUGAAAUAUCUGAUGAUGAUAGAAUGGAACCUGGCAUGAUGUCAACUGUUCGUGAAGAUGAGCCUUAUUCUGAAACAGCACCCAUAGCAAAUAAUCUUGUUGCUGGAAUACUUGAUGCAGAAACAGUUACAAAACAUAUUUCAAAAAUAGGUAAAAUAGCUGAUGCAUCAAGUAUUUCUUAUUUAACAUUGACACUACCUGGCUAUGGAUUACGUGAUAUAUCAAUUUUAAGUAACUAUACUCAUUUGCAAAGAAUUGAAUUACCAUACAAUAAUAUAUCUGAUUUAUCACCAUUGGAUAAUUUAAGUUAUUUACUUGAACUUGAUGUUUCAAAUAAUAAAAUUCGCAAAUUAUUUGAUUUCUGGCCACCGUGUAAUUUAAAAGAAGCUGAUUUUUCAUUCAACCUUAUUGAAGAAAUAAAAAAUGUUGACAAUUUUCAUUAUUUACAAAAACUUAUUCUCGAUAACAAUCAAAUAUCGAGAAUCGAAGGUUUAAAGAAUUGUUAUCGUUUACAACAUUUAAGUCUUGCUCAUAAUCGUAUUAGUCACAUAGAAGAAUUAGAUGGUUUACCACUCAAAUAUUUAAAUUUAAGAUCAAAUCAAAUUCGAAAUAUUGACAAUCUUGAUUCACUUCAAUAUUUACAACAACUCAAUUUAUCAUGUAAUCAAUUGGAAUCUUUAACUGGUUUUCCUGAACGAUUAAAUUUUCUUGAAGUUCUCGAUCUUGCCGAUAAUCAAUUACAUAAUUUAUCCGAUAUUGAUCGCCUUAGCGAAUUUCAUCUUAUACGAGAUUUAAAUUUGCGUGGAAAUAAAAUUACUGAAAUUGAUGAUUAUCGUCUUUCGAUUAUAUUUAAAUUACAACAUUUAACUGUACUUGAUCGACGAAAAAUCGAUGCAGCUGAAAAGAUUGAAUCCAAACAAAUGUUUAAUCCAUCAUCGGAAUAUUUUGCAUCGAGAGAUCAUAUGACAAACGUUGUUUUUUCAUUUUUACAAGAUCAUCGAGUACAAGAGAGUACUUUACCGAAUAUUGAAACACCAUAUCCAAUGUUAAUUCUCUCCGGCCCAGAUGGUUGUGGUAGAAUUGAAUUAGCUCAUCGACUUGUUGAAGAAUUUAGUGAAUUUUUCGGUUACGGAAUUUUACACACAGCACGUGAAAAACGUCCUAAUGAAAAAGAUCGUGUCGAUUAUGUAUUUAUCAAACAAGAACAAUACGAAGAAGAUGUUACUAAAGGUGAAUUUUUAUGCUGCUAUGAAUAUUAUGGCGAUUGGAAUGGUCUUCAACGCUCAUCAAUUGAAAAUGUUGCACGAGAAGGUCUAGCAUGCGUCAUACAAAUUGAACUUGAAGGUCUUUUAUCAAUAAAACAAUCACAUUUUGAACCACGUUGUGUACUUCUGUUACCAAUGGAUCAACAAAUACAUAAACGUCGUUUACAAUUACAAGGUUAUGAAGAAGGUGAAAUAGCUAUGGCAUUAAAUCGUGUCGAACUUUAUACUGAAUAUAAUCGAACACAUCCAGGUUUUUUUGAUGCAUUUAUUUCAACAAAUAGUCUUGAAGAUGGUUAUGAACAAUUACGUGAUCUUGUUAUCAGUUAUUUAGGUUUAGAAGAUGAUCGACUUGAUGCACCACGACCUAAUACAUCCGAUGAAAUAAAACGUUUUGAUGAUUAUGAUAUUCAACGAUCAGAUUCAUUUUUACCGUCGACCAAUGCAACAGGUUGUCGUAAUUCAUCUCAUCCAUCGGUUGAUACGCCAAUAAUACCGGGAACCAAUGGAACAAGUCAAAAUAUUCGAUUGAAAUUUGGUGGAUCAGCACCACCAGCUAUGAUGUCAAACGAUUUUACGCUUCGUUUAUCAGCAAAAUCACGUAUAAAAGAUUUAUUUGAUGCUAAAACAGCUAAUAUUAAAAAUCAACUUCGACGACAAAUAUCUCGAACGGUUCCAAUUGCUACACGUAAAGAUAAUAGGAACGCAGUUGAUGGUCGAUCAAGUGACAAUCGUGGAACAAAAUCAGCACCAACCAAUGAUCCAACCAAGCAUAGUCCUGAUUCAAGUAUUGAUAAUAUACCAGAUCAAGAAGAUAUAUUACUACUUGAUCAAAAUUCAUACAAUGAUUUGCAAGGAGAUGUCGAAGAUAACAUGUCAGUUCGAAGUUGA